Molecule: messenger RNA, 291 nt
Organism: Arctia plantaginis
Lineage: Eukaryota; Metazoa; Arthropoda; Insecta; Lepidoptera; Erebidae
Source: the annotation of a GenBank genome assembly
AUGGCCCUACAAUCAAAGGGAAACUCUCUACCACCACCAACCAGAAAUACUGUACAAGCAGUACAUACAGUUUGUCCGUCCCAAAUAUCUGACCCUGAUGAAAUUAUGUUGGAUUUUAUUCCAUCUUAUCAUACAAGCAACAUCAUCAGCAUCUACCGCUCCUCCUUCACUGCCACCUCCCUCUGGCGAACUACGACGCCCUCCUUCGAUGUCUCCUACCGCGUCCACGUCGGCGACGAUAUCGGACAAGCCCAUCGCCUACGGCCUCGGCAUCCCCCACCGCAUCAAUGA